AUGGAAACAGCACAAAUUCUUAUAAUUGUUCUAAUCAUUUCUGGGAUUGUUUGUGUAAGUGUGUCUUUAGGGGUGGGUAUUAUGAGCUUGCUAGAAGAUUACUGGAUAGAUUAUGCCUAUAGCACCACCGUGUCGACCACCGUGUCAGGUUUGCCCGCCACCGUGGUGGCAGUGGCCAAAGCCAACAUUGGCUUGUUUACUACGUGUUAUAACAUCGAUACAACGACCACAGUCAGCACAGGUUUCAGUACAAUCACCACCAACCAGAACUCCAAUGCCUGUGUUGCUUCUGAAACUACGGGUUACAUCAGUAAAGACACGGUUACUCUGAUACAGGAAGUGGGAAAGGCUGCAGCUGCCCUCAUUGGUUUGGCCCUACUGAGUGGAAUCGCUAUUUUAGUUCUCGUCUUCUUCAACAAACUCGCUAAACCUGUUUGUUUCGUUUCCCUGACACCAGCUGUCUUAGCUCUAGUAUCUACUGUGAUGAUUUUGGCGGCCAUUCUGAUUCUUAAUGAUGCGCUGGUUACCGGAAUGUCCUUGGGAGACACAGCUGUCUAUGGCUAUGUUGCCACUGUUUUUGCUUUCGUAUCAACAGUAGCAUACUCAGUUGCAGCAGCACUCAUCAUUAAAUCGGCCAUCGAUGCCUCUAAAACAAAGGUGACGAAAAUCACUCCGCAUGACGACGUUAAAGAAUCUCAGACAGACGAGAAGUGA
This is a messenger RNA of Saccostrea echinata, 714 nucleotides long. RefSeq lists its product as uncharacterized. The transcript is spliced from 3 exons. Lineage: Eukaryota; Metazoa; Mollusca; Bivalvia; Ostreida; Ostreidae. The coding region runs from base 1 to 714 and encodes 237 amino acids. The record is from RefSeq and is a predicted model, not a curated record.